UUGAAAGCGGUACGCAAAUUUCACCCAGUUAAGUGCUGGCAUCGAAAUCGAAAGGUCUUCUCACAAUGCUCAGCCGUUGCCUUAUGCUAGCCAGCUGUCUGCUGGCAUUGCCUGCUGCCCGGGCCUACUUUGAGGGCUGCGAUAACACGUAUACGCUACAGCCGGGCUUAUCGGUUUUUGAGUCGCCCUACUAUCCCCAAAACUACCCAGCGGGCACCUCGUGCCGUUAUAAGGUCACGGCCCCUGAUAAUCACAAUAUCCAGAUGCAGUGCACCAUUAGUUUGCCAUCGAACAAUGGCCAGUGCACCACUGACAAUUUUUGGGUGGACUCUGAGGGAGAUGUAUUAAUGCGAACCGCUGAGAAUUUUUGUGGCUCCGGCUCCUUCACUAGGGAAUCUCUUUUCACCGAAAUGACCUUUGCCUACAUCUCGACUGGUUCUAACUCCGGUCGAUUCAGGUGCACGUUGAAUGUCCAGCCGCAACCCUGCAACUGUGGCUGGUCUGUCUCACCGCGCAUUUCCAAUGGCCAGCAGGCCGCUAUCAAUGAGUAUCCGUCCAUGGUGGCACUAAAGGAUGUCACCAGCACUGUGACCAGCUUCUGUGGUGGUGUUAUCGUCGGCCCUCGUCAUAUUGUAACGGCUGCUCAUUGCGCUGGACUGGUUCAACAGCCCACCAAUAUUGUCGCUAUUGUAGGCACCAACAACCUGCAAAAUCCCAGCAGUUCCAUAUAUUAUGCACAGUAUGCCAUACAGCAGGUUCUGAUCCACCAGCAAUACCAGACUAAUCCCAAUUUGAUAAACGAUAUCGCAAUUCUCAUCACAGCAACCAGAAUCAAAUGGACACGUGGCGUUGGUCCCAUUUGUCUGCCUCCCGUGGGAACGACAAGCAGCUUUGAGUAUGAUCUCGUUGAUGUAAUUGGCUGGGGCACAAUUUAUUUUGCUGGUCCCGCUUCCGCCGCGCUACGGAAGGUUUCGUUGAUGGUGGCAAACAAUGGAGAUUGCCAGACGGACUAUCAGGGCCAGGCCACAAUCAAUGCGAACCACGUGUGCACCUACGACUAUGCGGGCCUAAAACAAGAUUCCUGCCAAUACGAUUCAGGGGGUCCGGUCAUCAAGCGCGCCGCCAGGCAAUUCCUUUUGGGUGUCAUCAGUUUCGGAAAUACUUGCGCCUCCAAGGCUUAUUCCAUGGGAGUCAAUACGCGCGUCACAUCAUAUCUCAACUGGAUACGUCAGAAUAUCGGCUAUGCUAACUGUCAAGUAUCCAUGUAAAAACUAUAAUUUGUUGAAUUUUCUUUAAAAUGGAAUUAUGUAAUCAAAAAUAAAUUAAUUUUUCACAUUUGAACGUGACCCUCUUGCCGUA
Molecule: messenger RNA, 1359 nt
Organism: Drosophila grimshawi
Lineage: Eukaryota; Metazoa; Arthropoda; Insecta; Diptera; Drosophilidae
Product: venom serine protease
Exons: 5
Coding region: 66-1268 (400 amino acids)
Biological process (GO): proteolysis
Molecular function (GO): serine-type endopeptidase activity
Source: RefSeq, a predicted model, not a curated record